Molecule: messenger RNA, 891 nt
Organism: Papilio polytes (common Mormon)
Lineage: Eukaryota; Metazoa; Arthropoda; Insecta; Lepidoptera; Papilionidae
Exons: 1
Coding region: 1-891 (296 amino acids)
Source: RefSeq, a predicted model, not a curated record
AUGCCCCUAAAAAGAACACCACCAAAAACGACAGCUAGCACUGCACUAGACGUCCACCCACUACAGACACAUAGUCAAUCGGACCCAGAUUUAUGUGCUACCUAUAGUACGAAUGUAAUAACAGCUAAAGCAACACUGAGACCAAAAAGAAAAAGAGACAGAUCGGCAGAUCAUGCCGAUUUUGAAGAUUUUAAAAAUACCAUCAUGACAGUGCUUAAAGACUUACAGACUACUAUAAGUGAAAUUAAAGAACAGAAUGUAAAACUCCAAGAGUCUGUAGAUUUUACAGCUCAUAAGUAUGAUGAAAUUCUAACGAAAAUGAAGCAAAUAGAAGAAGAUAGAAAAGUGGACAAAACCUAUAUACGAUCUCUCGAGGAUAAAAUCGAUAGGUUAGAACAACAAAACCGCGCUUGUAGCAUUGAAAUACGGAACAUACCGAAAAAAGCCGGAGAAACUAAACAGGAUCUAACAGACACUUUAUAUGACAUCUGUAAAAUUAUAAAACUACCUCCACAGGAUAUAAUUGUUAAAGACAUAUUUAGAGUAAAUAAGAAAUCAAACACACCGACAGUUAUUGCUGAGUUGAAUACGGUUAACCAAAAAGAGUCUAUCUUAAAAUGUAUGAAGAAAUUUAACAAGGGAAAUAGUAAUAAUAAGCUUAAUUCUGAGCAAUUAAAAAUACAUGGACCGAGAGUACCUAUCUAUAUUUCAGAAAAUCUAUCCCCUAAAACUAAACGCCUAUACUUUCUAGCUAGAGAUUAUGCAGCACAAGAAAAAUAUAAGUUCUGUUGGACAUCUUACGGAAAGGUAUAUUUGAGAAAAGAAGAAGGAUCACCGCUGAAGCGUGUAAAUGCAGAUGAUGACUUAACUGAACUUAAAUUACAAAAGUGA